UUAAGCGGAAAUAGAAGCUUUCUUUUCUCUAUUUAAGCGCGCCAACAAAGACUGUCACAGAAGGGCUGUCUGUGCUUCACUCAUUGCACACCAACACUGUCUUAUCUCUUCCCACCGAGGUUAUUUACACCCUGAGGAGAAAAUGCCAGAGGAAACGUCCACCGCGUCGAGCUCUGGAAGUGCGGAAGAGAAGCCGUGCUCCUCAUCAGCAGCAGCUGCUGCAGACAGCUCUGUCGACGUCAUGGAGGAGGCAAAGAAACUGAUUGGCACAGGGAAUAGGCAUCUAGUCAUGGGAGAUGUUGUUUCUGCUGUCAGCGUGUUUCAGGAUGCCUGCAGCAUGCUGGCUGGGAAGUACGGUGACACUGCAGAUGAGUGUGGUGAGGCAUUCUUCCUUUGUGGGAAGUCCCUGCUGGAGCUUGCCAGGAUGGAGAACAGUGUCCUUGGUAAUGCCCUGGAGGGAGUCCCAGAGGAGUCGGAGGAAGAGGAGCAACCCAAGGACUCCAACAUUGAGAGUGCCAGUAACCUUGAUGAAAAAACUAGGGAUGAGCUACGGCAGCAGGUGUAUGAAGCCAUGGCAGAGGAGGAAAAAUCUGUGGCUGCUAAAACCAAACCAGAGUCUGAGGAUGUAAAGAGUAACGCUGAGGUGAAAAAGGAAAACGGUGUGGCAAAGUCCCCAAAGAUAAAUAAAGUAAAUGGCUCAGCGGAAACUUCACGUUCCCCCGACAAGAGUUUGGCCAAGGGAACUAAAGUGAACGGAGUAGAGGAGAACUCGGCUGCUCCUGUGAACGGUGCCGGGAAGCAAAACGGCAAAGAGAUGAAGGCAAAAGACGAGGAAUCCAAGAAGAGUGAAGAUGAUGAGGAGGAGGAUGCAGAGGGCAAUGAUGAUGACGACGAUGAUGAUGAUGAUGACGAUGAGGAAGAUGGAGAGACUAAUGGACAAGAAAAGGAAGAAGAUGAAGUUGGUAAUUUGCAGUUGGCGUGGGAAAUGCUGGAGGUGGCUAAAGUCAUCUACAAAAGAAAAGAGAGCAAAGACGAUCAGCUGAUGGCAGCACAGACGUAUCUGAAACUUGGAGAAGUCAGUGCUGAGUCAGGUAACUAUCCCCAAGCACUGGACGACUUCCAGGAGUGUCUCACCCUGCAGCUGAAGCACUUAACUCCCCACAGUCGUCUGCUGGCUGAGACCCACUACCAUGUCGCCACCACACUGUGCUACAUGGACCAGUACAGUCAGGCCAUCCAGCACUACAACAGCUCCAUAAAAGUCAUCGAGACACGUCUGGCCAUGUUGCAGGAGGUGAUCUCCGCAGCAGGUGGGGAAGCAGAAGAGAAGAAUGAGAUGGAGGAGCUGAAGCAGCUUCUCCCUGACAUCAGGGAAAAGGUGGAGGAUGCCAAGGAAAGCCAGAAAACAGCCAGCGCUGCAUCCCAGGCCAUUCAGCAGACACUAGGCGGAGCUUCAACCUCAUCAGCAUUCAUGUGUGAAAACGGAGGUGCUUCAUCAUCUUCAUCUUCAGCAUUUGCAGCACCAAGCCAGAUCCCGGUGAAAUCAUCUGGCAGCUCCUCGUCUUCCAAAGCCGCCUCAGACAUCUCCCACCUGGUCAGGAAAAAGAGGAAAACAGAAGAGGAGAGCCCAGUAAAGGACACUGAUGCUAAACAAGCAAAACAGGAAGCCACAGUUAAUGGCAGCGGUGACUCUAGUGCCAGCAACGGCAAAGGAGUCAAGGAAGGAAAAUCACAGGAGUCUGCCAGCCAGUCAUCUUCCGUCAAGUCUUCAGCGUGACUUUCUUCAACUCUUCUCUGAUCUUGGAAACCAGCACAGCAUGCCUGUCCAGCCCUUCUCCACCUUUACAACACUUUUGUUUCUGUAAAUAAGAUCCAUUUUCAUAGAUUUGUCUGUCAAGUUUUGUAUACUUGUAGUAAAAAAAAAAAAAAGAAUAAAAAAUUUGCA
Molecule: messenger RNA, 1945 nt
Organism: Notolabrus celidotus (New Zealand spotty)
Lineage: Eukaryota; Metazoa; Chordata; Actinopteri; Labriformes; Labridae
Product: histone-binding protein N1/N2-like
Exons: 15
Coding region: 143-1777 (544 amino acids)
Biological process (GO): DNA replication-dependent chromatin assembly; CENP-A containing chromatin assembly
Cellular component (GO): nucleoplasm
Molecular function (GO): histone binding
Source: RefSeq, a predicted model, not a curated record